AUGGCACGUGUGGUGAAACCCCAAAAGAAUCAUGUGGACCUAGAUAUAUACCAAAGCUCAUACAUGGUCGACUAUAAGCCCUUCGGGAAGCACAAAUACGCUAGAGUCACGCCGCAAGAGCAGGCCAAGCUUGACACUCAGCUCUACAACAAAGAGUUUUACCGGCCCAAGGCCAACCCCAACCCCAAGCUGGAAGAUGGGUACCCUGCUUUCAAAAGACCCCACAUGACUGCCUUAGACUUGGGGGUCCCCGGCUUCUUCCCACCACAAGCUCCGGUAACUGCUAGGAAGGACGACUGCAGGUUUACCACCACCUGCCACUACGCUUACCCGGCUUCCCUGGCACUGUACCUGGCCCAGCAUGACCCCUACUGGCUUCACCAAAGGGCAGAAUUCCCGUGCCUCAUGGAACCAGAGCGGCAGCCUGCUCCAGAAGUGGGCAAAGGUUACCUUCUACUCCCUGGCUGUCUCUGUGCCCAUCACCAGAGAAUCAAGGUCCCCAUCUUGAAUAGGUGGGGCCCCUUGAUGCCAUUUUACCAGUAG
Apodemus sylvaticus (European woodmouse) is the source of this 543-nucleotide messenger RNA. It is a transcript of the gene Spmip9, whose product is annotated as testis expressed 37. The coding region runs from base 1 to 543 and encodes 180 amino acids. The record is from RefSeq and is a predicted model, not a curated record. NCBI's taxonomy places the organism in Eukaryota, Metazoa, Chordata, Mammalia, Rodentia, Muridae. Gene Ontology annotation, cellular component: cytoplasm. The transcript is spliced from 3 exons.